Closterium sp. NIES-65 is the source of this 376-nucleotide messenger RNA. The record is from the annotation of a GenBank genome assembly. NCBI's taxonomy places the organism in Eukaryota, Viridiplantae, Streptophyta, Zygnematophyceae, Desmidiales, Closteriaceae.
GACUGGGCGCACGAGGCCGGGCAGCAAGCGGCGGGACUUCCGGCUCAUCGUGAAGCAAGGGCUCGCCGGGUGCAUGGUGCCCUUCAAGAGCUCGGAUGUCUACAUUGCCAAGUUCGGCACCCUCUGUGUGCAGCCCAUCCCGUUCCUCCUGCACGCCGUCUCGCCGCCCGCACUGCAGCCUGACGGGCUCUGGCACUUCAGCUCGUCGGUCAAAGACAUUCCCAAGGUGGGGUAUCGAGCACUGUUUAUUGAAGUUGAUUUCAAGCAUGGGCCCUACCAUAAGCCCUUUGUUCUCACCACUGAAUCCAUGAUAGCACCAAACACAUUUCCAUUUGCCCCAUGCAAUACCACUGCAUGCUUUACUGGAUUUGCGUGA